Molecule: messenger RNA, 3741 nt
Organism: Drosophila rhopaloa
Lineage: Eukaryota; Metazoa; Arthropoda; Insecta; Diptera; Drosophilidae
Gene: cdc14
Product: dual specificity protein phosphatase CDC14A
Exons: 7
Coding region: 544-3672 (1042 amino acids)
Biological process (GO): protein dephosphorylation; regulation of exit from mitosis; cilium assembly
Cellular component (GO): spindle pole; kinociliary basal body; centrosome
Molecular function (GO): protein serine/threonine phosphatase activity; protein tyrosine/serine/threonine phosphatase activity
Source: RefSeq, a predicted model, not a curated record
GCUCCCGAAUUCCAACAGCUCCAGUCGUUCCAACUGAGCUCCACUUAAAGUACACAAAAAUACAUAAAUCGCCGGGAAGAGUAUAAAAAACUUUGACAGUUUGUUUUAAAAAAUUAGUGCAAUAAUGAUCUUUUGGAAUUAUUUCGGAUGAAAGCUUUUCCUCGGAUACGGAUGCUUUUUUUUGGUUUUUCGUUACGAUAUUUGAAUUAAAAAAAGUGCAAAAGCUCUCGUUGAGAAUGUUGUUAACUUAAAAAUACAAAGGCAGACAGAUACGAAAUUCGAUGUGAAAUAUUCGUUAACAAAAUUUUCAAAAACAGAAAAAUUAUCCGCUACAAAAGUGUAAACUCAAAAUUGUAUAGUGUUAUGCAGAGUGUAGUGUGGGUGUUGGUGUUCUUAGCUGGUGCUGCUGUUGCUGCUUCUCUUUUAAUUUCUCCCGACUCGUGAAUAUCCAUACACAACAGAUCCAAUAAUAAUAAUUUAGACGCCAAACUGUCGUUUUCGUUGUCUCCGUGCUCCCGUGUUUCCGUACCCCGGUGGUCUGCCAUGAUGUUGGACGAUGACAACUCGGAUCUGCUGGUCUGUGCAUCUGAGAUGCAGGAAGACCGUUUGUACUUCGUGGCCUUCAAGAAGAACAUCAAGCCAAAGAACACGAUUAAUACCCACUACUUCAGCAUCGAUGAGGAGUUCAUCUACGAGAAUUUCUACAACGAUUUCGGGCCUUUAAACAUCUGCAUGCUCUACAGGUAUUGCAUGAAACUGAACACUAAACUAAACGCCAAGUGCCAUGCAAACAAGAAGAUAGUUCAUUACACCUCUAUGAAUCCGGCCAAGCGACUCAAUGCGGCAUACCUGAUUGGUUCGUAUGCAAUUAUCUACUUAAACAAAACGCCACAGGAGGCGUAUCGACCUCUGGUCGCUGGCGAGAUUCCCCCCUACACGCGCUUUUGUGAUGCCAGCUACGGACCCAGCAGUUUCAAGAUAUCUCUGCUGGAUUGCCUGAAUGCCGUGCACAAAGGAUUGCAGGCGGGAUUCUUCAAUUUCGACGACUUCGAUGCUGAGGAGUACGAGUAUUUUGAGCGCGUGGAGAACGGCGAUUUCAACUGGAUUGUGCCGCAGAAGUUUAUAGCGUUUUGUGGACCUCAUCAGAAGAGCAAGACGUUGCCGAAUGGAUACCCAUGCCAUGCACCCGAGCGCUACUUUAGCUACUUUCGGGAUAAUAAUGUCACGACCGUGAUUCGGCUAAAUGCCAAGGUCUAUCAUGCUUCUUCCUUUGAGAACGCUGGCUUCGAUCACAAGGAUUUGUUUUUCAUCGAUGGCAGUACGCCAAGUGAUGCCAUAAUGAAGAAGUUUCUCUCCAUCUGCGAAACGACGAAAGGAGCGAUUGCAGUUCAUUGUAAAGCAGGCUUGGGACGAACGGGCAGCCUUAUAGGAGCGUAUAUUAUGAAGCAUUAUGGGUUUACAGCCCUCGAGUCCAUUGCCUGGUUGAGACUCUGCCGGCCGGGAUCGGUCAUUGGACAUCAACAGCAGUGGAUGGAGGACAAACAAAGCUGGCUGUGGUCGGAAGGCGAACGAAUGCGCCGGCGCACUACGCUCCCCAUCCUUCAGCAUACGUACGGAAUCAACAGCAUGGAGCUGAAGACCAAACUAGCCUCAGCUGCCUCCGAUUCAUCGGAGCAUUUGGAUCUGCUUCUAACGCGCGUGAAAGGAAUUUCCCAACGGGUAGAUACGAUGCACUUAAACGACCAGGACAACUUGGAUGCUGCGUGUGUGGAUCAAACGGAUGAGGAGAUCUCCGAGCAGCAGCGAUUGGAGAGGGACGAGCGAGCCUUGUAUCAAUCCGCUGAGGAUCCCAAUUGUAAUGGGAGCGAUGAUAACGAUACGGACACAAUCAGUGCACCAGCGGAUCAGCCACUGCCCUCCAGUUAUACAAUAUCCACACGUCGCAGGAAAUCACCAUCGGGCGCAAAUAAGCCGACAGUUAUAGCCACAUCUUUAAGGCGUCUGGUUAAUCCUAAUGCCAAUCGAAGUGGUUUGAGUACUGCUUCUGGAGUUUAUCCUGUACCUGAGGUGGCCAGCUGCACGGAGAAAAAGUUGCGCAAGCCAAGUGCAAAUGUCUUUGAGGCAGCUCGUCACACCAUCGCAUCAACCGUCAGGAUGACGCAAACGGCGCUGGAGAAGAAGCAGGCCCAGACGCAGGGCGACAAGUUGAAUCAGAUUAAGGCGCUGAGGAGGCAUCACUCGCGAUCAGUCAACGUGAACAGCAACAGUAACGAACAGGAAUCGAAUGUGAGGCAUACAAGAGCUCGAUCCCAACCCUUCCGCAAUAAUAACGGAGUGGUUGGGAAUCCUGCGAUGGCGACCCUGAAGGCGGGACAGCCCACAUCCUCCUGUUUGCCAACAAGCACAGCGGCAGCCGCUCUUUUGGCCAAUAAUCUUAACAACAACAAUGGAAGCGUAGUCGGGACUAGCAGUAGCAGCAAUAACAACGCCAACAACAACAACAACAGUAAUCUAAGCAAUUCCCUGAAUAACUAUAACAACAACAACAAUACCACUAACAAUAUUUUGGCCAGUUCGGGGAGCAGUCGCACCCGCAGUCUGGCGAUUUAUAGCAAACGAAUGGAACUGAAGCACCUGCGAAAGGCGGAACAGCAGCAGCAGGAGCAACCGAUGCUGCCGGUGGAGAAGCAGCUUCUUCGGCCAUAUGCCACCAUUAACGAGAGUAAGAUACCCGUGGUAUCCGGGGGGAGUGGUGGUGCCGGCAGCUCGGCUACCAUUCCACCCACUCGGGGCAGUGCCGCGCGCACCUCACAUCACCACAUGACGCUCCGGGGGAGAUCCCGGAUCCGUUACCAGCGCCCCAAUGCCGGAGAACCGGCUCCUGCAGCGGCCCAAGCCCAACCGUGCACUGUGGCCACGGCUCGUUAUUAUCGGGACGUAUCAGCCAUACCCACAAUGGGUGUCCUGGGUGGUGGUGCUGCUGGUGGGUCCUCUUCUUCUGCCUCCUUUAACAUAGCCACACGCUCCGCAUCCGCCACGCUCGAUCUCAACUCCAAUCCGCUGCCGAAAACCAAAUUAACCAGCCUCAACAAUAAUCCAACUACCACUCCUCCUCCCUCCUCCAAUCCUGCAGACACAAGCCGUCUUAGUGGGCGUGGCAGUGCCGAAUUGCAGGCGAUCAUCGAGCACGGCCUGGUGGCAGGAGCGGCCAAGCGGAACAAGCGGUCGCUGAGCUCCACGCGACUGGACAAGGACAAGAGUGACGAGUACAACACGAAGCUGUUAAGGAAGACAGCGGCCGCAGCAGCAGCAGCGGCCACAGCAGCCUCAUCCGCAGCAACUGCCGCGACAGCCACCAGCGGUUCCAUCAACACCUCCCACUCCUCCAGCAGCAACAUCAACAACAAUUGCAAGUACAACAGCUGCAGCAGCAGCAACAGCGGCAGCUUCAAGCUCUCCCGUCGCCUUUUCGGAGAAUCGGGAUCCUCGGCCUCGACAUCCGCCUCAAAUUCGGGGAUUCCAACGCCCACGGCACCGCCAUCCUCCAGUCAAUGGCACCAGCAUCUGGCUCGCGGCGUGGGUCGAGUGUCAAGCGAAAGGGAUCGGGAAAGACAAAAGCCUCUGGAUCAUCAGCAGUCCAAUCUUAAACUGCGCAAGAAGAUCAGCUACUGAGCCAAGUUGUUCUCGCUCGCAUUAGUUUUGUAGAUAUUAUUUUGACUAGUAAAUUGAAUGUUUCUCGAU